This is a messenger RNA of Candida dubliniensis CD36, 1281 nucleotides long. It is a transcript of the gene NPD1, whose product is annotated as putative nitronate monooxygenase. Gene Ontology annotation, molecular function: nitronate monooxygenase activity. NCBI's taxonomy places the organism in Eukaryota, Fungi, Ascomycota, Pichiomycetes, Serinales, Debaryomycetaceae. The coding region runs from base 1 to 1281 and encodes 426 amino acids. The record is from RefSeq and is a predicted model, not a curated record. The transcript has a single exon.
AUGACAUCUCGAUUAAAACUUGUAACUAAAUUAGGUAUUGAUUAUCCAAUUUUUUUAUCUCCAAUGGCUGGUGUAUCAACAAUUGAUAUGGCAAUUGCUGUUACUAAUAAUGGUGGAUUAGGAUCUAUUCCAUUAUCAUCAAUUGAUUUCCGAAAAUUUGAUUCUAUUGAAAAAUUAGAUAAUUUAAUUAAUCAAUAUAAACAAAAAUUAGUCAACCACAGAAAUAAUAGGGAUGAUGAUAAUUUGGUGGUUAAUUUGAAUUUUUUUUGUCAUGAAAUUGAAAAUGAACCAACUCAAUCACAAAUUAAUAAUUGGAAACAAUUAUAUAAACAAACUAUUUUUAAUAGUAAUAAUAAUAGCAAUGAUGAAGAUAAUGAUAAUGAUGAAGAUUCUAAUGACAAUUAUAAUGGUAAAUUAUUAGAUGAAAUUCAAUUUAUUAAUGGGAAUAUAUCAUUUAAAGAAAUUGAAAAUAAUGAAAAUUAUAAACAUCAAUAUAAUCAAUUAAUAAAAUAUUUACAACAAUUAAAACCUAAAAUUAUUAGUUUCCAUUUUGGUAUACCAAAUGAAAAAACUAUUGAAAAACUUCAAAGUCAUGGAAUUAUGAUAUUUAUAACUAGUACAUCAUUAGAAGAAACCAUUUAUUUAACUGACAAUAAUAUUAAUAUUGAUGGGAUUAUUUUACAAGGUUAUGAAGCUGGUGGUCAUCGAGGCAAUUUUUUAAUCAAGAAUAAUCAAUUUGAUGAAAAAUUAUCAACUUAUUCAUUAUUUAUUCAACUGAAACAAUAUUUAGACCGAAAUAUUAUAUCUAAUAAUCAACCACGACAACAAAGACCAUAUCUUAUACCUACUGGAGGUAUAAUGGAUACUAAAACUAUAAAUUAUUAUUUAUCAUUAGGAGCUGAUUCAAUUCAAAUGGGGACAAUAUUUUUAGCUACACCUGAAUCAAUUAAUCAUAAAUUUUUCAAUCAAAAUAUCAUGAAAAAUUUUCAUUAUCGUAAACCAACAAUUAUGAUUGAUUCAGUAUCAGGGAAAUUUGCUCGAGCAAUAAAAACAGAUUUCAUAAAUAAUUUAAUCAACAAUAGUAAUAAUUAUAGUAGUGAAGAAUUACCAUCUUAUGGAUAUGCUUAUUAUGGUUAUAAAUCAUUAAAAUCGAAAAUUAAAAAAGAUAAUAUUGGAUUUUAUUUGGCAGGACAAAAUUAUUAUCAAAUUGAACAAAAAAAUAAACUGACUCAAGAAAUUAUGAAAAUGUUAAUUAAAGGAUUAGAGAUUAUAAGUAGAUAG